Molecule: messenger RNA, 3750 nt
Organism: Pleuronectes platessa (European plaice)
Lineage: Eukaryota; Metazoa; Chordata; Actinopteri; Pleuronectiformes; Pleuronectidae
Product: hunchback-like protein
Exons: 2
Coding region: 372-3071 (899 amino acids)
Cellular component (GO): nucleus
Source: RefSeq, a predicted model, not a curated record
CUGUGGAUCAAUCGGUCACAUUUAGCCGAGAUGUAAUUUUGGAUCAUGCAGGGUAACAGCACAAUUACCAGGAGAAUCUCGUGUUGAGGAGGAAGAGGAGGUGGAGGAGAAGGCGAAGGAGGAGGGAGGUGUCAUGGGAUGAGUCAGUUAGAGAUAAAGGAGUUUAAUCUGUGGUUUUAAUAUAAAAAAAACAAAACAGUGAUGAUAUUGGCUGUUUGCUCAUUUGACCCCUAAAAAACUGAUAUCACAGGAUGUGUGUUUACUUCCUUUGCCAUUCAUGAAAUGUUUUAUCCUCAUUCUGCAAGUGUGAGUUUCUAAUUCAUUAUCCUAUCCCCCCCACUUCAUAGAGAUAGAAAUAGGUAUGCCCCAAAAUGGAUUCUCAGUUGGCUUCAGUCCUGACCAGUGGCAGUCUGGAUGCCCAAAAUGGCAGCCGGUGUGCAGGGGGACCAGAGGCAGUGACAGGCGGCUGCUUGGACUCAGAGGACAAAACGUCCCUCGGUACUGUACCAGGUAACCUCCAGCCAUGCCCCGUCACAGCAGCGGUGACCAUCAUCACACAGGAUGCUCCUCCAGUCAAUGGGAGAAAGCCAGAGGGGGGCGGGAACUCCAAGCCAGCCUCUCAGGAAACAACUAAGAUUGGUGGGCUCAGGCAGCCAAUUACAGUCAAGACCGGAGUGCCUGCUCUGCGGAGCCAGCCAAUCAGGAUCCGAAUUGUCGUCCCCCCACGGUGCGAGAGGCCAAUCACGAACUCUGCCAUCAGCCAGACCAAAGACUUUGCUCGCAGACACUUCAGGAGGCCUGUUCUGGCCUCAUCAGGAGCAGGGAGACACAGAGGAGAAAUACGAAUACCUGCCGUCAAACAUGGAGCUGGACUCAAGGAAGGUGCUCGUCAAAAGGCAGAGGAACCUGAGGAAGAAUCAUUCCACAAGACGGAAGCCAAGGGAGGGAAUAAAAUGUGCAGAGAGGGAGAUGUUUUGGAUUUGUCCGAAGCUCUGAUAGAUAAAACACAGAGUUGGAAGAUGAUUAAAGAGGAAACUACAGAGGGAGAAAUUGAGAGAAAUAUUCCGCUGAUUUUGAAAGAAAUGCACUUGGAGACGUAUGAGACGUUCUGCGAGGUGGGAAUGGAAGAACAGACGGAACCACUUGACCUGAGUUUACCCAAGAAAAGAGAGUUUCUUCAGAGGAGGUGUGGGGGCUGUCUGGAUGACUCUGGCUGUGAGACCUCGCUGGUCAUGGAGGUAGAUGAAUACGAGGGAGAUGGAGACAGAGACGUAGUAGAAGAGGACGAUAACGACACAGAGACACUUGAAGACUCUCUGCUGUCUCCCUAUUUCUUUUCUACCUCUGUCUUUACCUCCCUCUCCUCGAUCGACUGUGACACUGACGACCUUCUUCUCAUAGACGACCAGGGAAUCCCGUAUACUCUCAGUCCGGACGGAGUGAAAGUGCCGCAGGUCGAUGCUUCCACGCCGGAGGAUCCCAGCUCGGAUCGGGCUCGUUCAGCGGAGACGGAAGGAGAGGAGUCGUUGGCGUUAGAAGAGCCGAGCCUCAGCCAAAGUUUAGAUAAUGCACUUUCUGAUAUGGCCCCUGAAACCGAGUCACCGUCACUUGGUGCUGAUCCGACAAACGCUCCAGACGCCCUCACGAGUUUGAUUCUGACCUCAGAUCCCUCACAGGCCUCAGAGUCAAACAUUAAAGCGGUCCAGGAGGCCAAUGCUGCUCUGUCCCCUCCUGCUGGGAUUUCAGUUCCCAGUCAGCCCAUCCAGAUCCUCACUAACCCUUCCACCAAUGCUCCCAUCCUCCUCCUUUCCUCCUCUUCCUCUCCUCAGCUCUCCUCCACUCCCUUGGGUCUCUCGCUUCCACUCUCCGUCGCUCAGACCUCACCCGGUGCUUCCACCCCCAUGUUCCUUCUCCUCUCCUCUGUGCCCUCCUUCUCCGGCGACUCUACCUCCACCCCCAUCGCUGUGCUGGACCCCUCGACGGGUCAGCUGUCUCAGAUCACUGCAGCAUCAGCGCCGGUCUCCCUCCCGCUGUCCUGUGGUCAGGUCGGCUCACUGGGGUCCCCUCUGCCCACGUUGUCCCACCCUGUCAUUAGACUGGGCGCCGGUGACCUCCCUGUCGUCCUGUCAGGAGUGACUAAUGUAAACUCUGGGUCGGCCCUUGCUGCCCAUUCGUCCGCUCCUGCUCCCCAGAGUGACCACAACAGCCCGGCCCCCCCUCUCCACGCUGAGACCACCUCCACUGACCCAAACCCUGGAACUGAAGCCAUAUCUGCCGAAGGAAUCUCAAAUGAAAACGACAAGCCAUCAACUUUUGCAGAAGCCUCUCCUCACCUGCCGUCUGCCAAUAUGACCUUUGACCCCUCAGCUCUGCCCAGCUCCGAGGCAGACGCUCAAUCCCCGGCCUCGGAGUCCAGAUUCGACCCCUGCGACCUGCACUCAGAACAUUUACCUCUGGACGACCACCUCUACUUCUCAAACAUGGCCGCUCCUCCCUCCCCGCCCAUCGGACCCAUACUCCCCACGGAUACGCUCGACCUGCUGGAUCCUCUCUCUCCAGCGGCGUCGCCCAACUCUCUGGCGGCCCGUAGGGUGUUGUACUGCCAGCUGUGCCCGCGGGUCUUCUUUUACCUCUCCGACCUGGAGCGCCACGCCAUCACGCACUCGCAGAAGAAGCCUCACGUUUGCCAGCAGUGCGGCAAAGCCUUCAAACGCUCCAGCCAUCUGCAGAGACACAAGCACAUUCACACAGGCCAGAGGAACUUUGUGUGCCCCAUCUGUGCCAAACGCUUCAGGGAGGCCGGCGAGCUCCAGCGCCACCAACGGGUCCACACUGGGGAGAAACCCUACCAGUGCCAACUCUGCCACACGCGCUUCGCCGAGCGCAACACGCUGCGGCGGCACACCAAGCGCAAACACCCUUACCACCAAGUAGCCAUGGAGAUGCUGAACGAGAGAAGGGACAUGGGCGGCGGUGGAGUUGCCGGAGUGCAGGAGGACGAGGAGAGCGCCGAGUGGUACAGCUCCACCGUGUCCAACUUGGAGAACUCCGAGUCUGAAAUGGAAACUUAAAGACACUAAACUUUCCUUAUCUAUUUACUUUCAAAGACAGAAGCACUAACAAUAUUUAUUUCAACGUUUUUUUAAUAGUUAUUUAUUUAUAUGAAUGUAUAUUAUUCCUAUUCCAUUUAAUGGGCCAAAAAAACGCAGCUUUCAAAGUCAUACCUGAUUUUGAUUUAACAUGAAAAAAAGUUGCAUAUAUAAAAAAAGGGAAGGCUCAUGCUUAAAGUCAUAGUUUUUAUGUGAGUUAAAAAGAGGAAUUAGUUUGCUCACGGGCCUCCUUGAAGUUGCAUUCCCAUUCAAUCCACGAUGAAACCCUGAAGUGCUAAGAGAAGAAGGGUAACUUAUUUACUCCCUAAACUAUUAUCUGCUCUACGUGUAAAUACAAUACAAAGAGAUCUAUUUGUAAGAGCUGCACUAUCUUAUGUGAGAGAUGUAAUCUAUCUUUCUUACCGUCAGAGACACUGUGAGUCAUUUGCACUUGAUUUAUUGGAACUCAGCAUUCACUUGUUUUUUUUAUUUCUUUGUGGAGGAAGAUGCUUUUCUCUUGUGUUGAUGUAUUUAAUCCAUAUCAAGUAAGAGUCUGACCAAAUGUUUGCGUUAUUCCAACAUAAACACUAUAUUCAGAUUUGUUUGUUUUAUGUGAAUUCUGUUUAAUUUAUUUGAAUUAAAUUUUGACUGUAAACUGUCA